Didymodactylos carnosus is the source of this 1920-nucleotide messenger RNA. The record is from the annotation of a GenBank genome assembly. NCBI's taxonomy places the organism in Eukaryota, Metazoa, Rotifera, Eurotatoria, Philodinida, Philodinidae.
AUGGCGCAUUUCUUUUUAAUCAGUUUAAUAGUUUUAUUAACUGAUGAUAAUGCUAUUGAAACAGCAUUAGUCAAAUAUGACUUUAUCAUCAGAUCGAUUCCUGGUAUCCCGGAUGGAUAUCCAAAAGUGGUUAUUUCAAUGCACAAUGCUGACAGUUCAUGGGAUAUCAAUCGACCAUUUCCUGGUCCUCUCAUUCGUGCCACACUUGGUGAUACUCUUGAAAUUCGAAUAAAAAAUUUAAUGAAAGAACAAUCAACAACAAUUCAUUUUCACGGUCUUCAUAUGUUUGAAAAUCCGUGGAUGGACGGCACAGAAAUGAUAACACAAUGUCCUGUCCAUCCCCAUGAAACAUUUACACACAUAUUUAAUGUGACACAAGCCGGCACAUUCUGGUAUCAUUCGCACAAUGGUCAACAAUAUUCGGAUGGUUUAAUUGGACCAAUAAUUAUUGAUCGUGAUUCUAUUGAACAGCGAUAUUCUUACGGAUCAAACGAUCACGUGAUUAUACUUCAAGAAUGGUAUCAUGAGUCAUGGGCAGAUAUAAUGACAGCUUAUCAAGGACCCUACGCCGCAUAUAACGGUUGUACUCCAAUAUACCCGUGGCCACCAACAGCUUUGCUUCUCAACGGGCACGGACGUUUUGAUUGUCGCACAACUGAUUGUAAUGAACGCUUGAUGUGGAUGAAUGAAUGUAAUGAAUAUGAACGUGUUCAAUGUAUUCCAUUACGAUCGCCCUUUUUCGGCACGUGUGAUCCAAAUGCUCAUAUUUCCGAUGAAUUUCUCUGUAAUGGUACUCAGAUGAGAAUUCGUCUGAUUAAUGCUGCCAGCGGUAUUCCGUUUCGAUUUUGGAUCGAUCAGCAUAAUAUCACAAUUGUGGCGAGAGAUAGUCUCGAGAUUUUACCAAUUACCGUGCAAUAUGUUACAAUAGCAAUUGGACAACGUUUGGAUCUAAUUGUGCAAUGUAACCAAGAUCCCACAUUUAAAUAUGAAAUAUUUUCCACCAUGCCACCCAAUUUCAUUGCAGGCCCAACACCACCCAUUUGGGUUAGUGCAUUGUUCGUUUAUCCACAGUCAAACGAAACAAAAAUACCAACAAUGAGUCCUAAUAAUUCAUUACAUUUAAUUUCUGACGAUGUUCUGUUUGAAUUUAAACAUUUGAAACCUAUCGCACCUAAACAAUCUGAAAGAGCGAUAAAACGUGUGAAACUAUUUUUUUCCGUUAUUUGGAGUAGCAUGGCUGGUAAUGCUUUAGAAGAAUGGCAAGUAAAUGGAAUUACUUUUGAGAAACCCAAAGAACCAUUAUUACAAGCAAAUUUUCUCGAUGGUUCAGAUAAACUGGCUCUCACCGAUUCUCGUCCAGGACGGUUGAACAACGUUCAUAAGACGUACAUUGAAUACUUUGAAUAUGGACAAGUUUAUGAGAUAUUAAUGAUCAAUGAUGACCCCCAACAACAUCCGUGGCAUUUGCACGGGUACAUACUUGAUUUUAUUGCAGCGGGAACAUUAGAAAAUUUAACGAAUCGCUGUAAUAAGUCAUCCGUAUUUGAUAUGAAAAAAUAUGACUUUGAUUCAGUCUUACCAUUACUAAAUGAUACACCGACUGUAUUAACAAGCGGCGACUCGUUUACUGUGCCAAAAAAAGGCUACGUAGCAUUUCGUUUCAAAGCUGAUAAUCCGGGCCCAUGGUUUUUUCAUUGUCACAUGGACUGGCACAUGUCACCAGGUUUAGCACUCGUCUUUUCAGUAGGAAUUAAUGGAACAUACAAAGAUCUUUUACAACCCCCUCCAAAAGAUUUCUAUGCAUGCGGUUCGAGACAAUUGUGGCCAUCGCCAAAAUCUUCUGCUGUAGUUCAUUGUCAAUCAAUCAUUAAGGCUGUUAUAUUCCUUAUAAUCUUCAAAACUGUGAAUAUGGCAGUAUAA